AUGGUUGUCUUCAGCAAAGUCACCGCCGUUCUGGCCGGUAUUGCCUCCGUCUCCUCGGCUGUGCCGAUGGGUGGAAAGAGCAAGUUCACUGUUAACCAGUCGGUUCGCCCUGUCACCAAGACCCGGACUAUCAACUUGCCCGGCAUGUACGCCAAUGCCCUCUCCAAGUACGGCGCCUCCAUCCCCUCGGGUGUUAAGGCUGCUGCUGAGAGCGGCUCCGCUACCACUACCCCCGAGGCCAAUGAUGUCGAGUAUCUGACCCCCGUCAACGUCGGUGGUACAACCCUGAACCUGGACUUCGACACUGGUUCGGCCGAUCUUUGGGUCUUCUCCGGAGAGUUGCCCGCCUCUGAGCAGACUGGCCACUCCAUCUACAAGCCCAGCAACGGUACCAAGCUGUCCGGCGCCUCCUGGUCCAUCUCCUAUGGUGACCAGAGCUCUGCAAGCGGUGAUGUCUACAAGGACACCGUCGUUGUUGGUGGCGUCAAGGCCUCUGGUCAGGCCGUUGAGGCUGCUAAGCAGAUCAGCCAGCAGUUCGUGCAGGACAAGAACAACGAUGGUCUGCUUGGCUUGGCUUUCAGCUCCAUCAACACUGUUAAGCCCCAGUCCCAGAAGACCUUCUUCGACACUGUCAAGAGCCAGCUUGACAAGCCUCUGUUCGCUGUCACCCUGAAGCACAACAAGCCCGGCUCUUAUGAUUUCGGUUACAUCGACAAGUCCAAGUACACCGGCGAGCUUGCCUACACUGAUGUCGACAGCUCCCAGGGCUUCUGGAUGUUCACUGCCGACAGCUACAAGGUUGGCAGCCAGUCCGGUGGUUCUAUCAAGGGCAUUGCUGACACUGGUACCACCCUCCUGAUGCUCCCCGACGAUGUUGUCUCCGCCUACUACAAGCAGGUUGACGGUGCCAAGGAGGACCAGUCCGCCGGUGGUUACACCUUCGCCUGCUCUUCCAAGCUCCCCGACUUCACUGUCACCAUUGGCGGCUAUGACGCCGUUGUCUCCGGUGAUCUGAUCAACUUCUCCCCCGUCACUGACGGCAGCUCCACCUGCUUCGGCGGUAUUCAGAGCAACUCCGGUCUCGGCUUCUCCAUCUUCGGUGACAUCUUCCUGAAGAGCCAGUACACUGUGUUCGACUCCAACGGACCUCGCCUCGGCUUCGCUGCCCAGGCAUAA
Molecule: messenger RNA, 1176 nt
Organism: Penicillium waksmanii
Lineage: Eukaryota; Fungi; Ascomycota; Eurotiomycetes; Eurotiales; Aspergillaceae
Product: pepsin-like aspartic protease
Exons: 3
Coding region: 1-1176 (391 amino acids)
Biological process (GO): proteolysis
Molecular function (GO): aspartic-type endopeptidase activity
Source: RefSeq, a predicted model, not a curated record